ACACCCACGGAAACAGAUUUUAUUGCUGAGCAAUCGCAUGAAGCUCUCUGUUGGAAGCGGGGGGAAGAGGCUCUUCAUCUCAGAUUGCACUAGUAUGCUUUUUCCUUAUCACUAACUUUGGAGGCAAAUCCUUAAAGGCAUAGCAGGCUCAGGGAGCGCAGUGCUCUCCAGGAGCAGCAUCCUUGCUGCCGAAGGACAAGGCUUCUCUUUGAACCCAAGGGGAUUUAGACAGCUACGGGACUUUGCAAAUCUGACCUCGCUGCUUUGGAGGUCUGGUAUCAGCCACGGAGAAUAGGUCGGUUCAGUGUGGUUAAUGCAACGGCUGCCAUCCCCUGCCAAUAAUCAGUGACUUCUUUGGCUUGGAUUAGUAGCGCUCAGGCCACAUGACUGUCAACAAUUUAAAAUCCGUAUCAAAAUUGGAACUAUUGCUUUGCUGCUUCAGCAUGGGUGCAGCCAUCAAGGUGUCCCAGAGACUGAAGCACCCGGGUGACCUGCGGGGUUGAGGACCGCGUUACAACCACUGACAGAAGUUGCUGGCGAUACCCACACUGUGUUUCUCCUUUGCAUUCCUGGAGGGCUUCAGUUCUCAAUCAGUAACGUAGGAGGUUAAAAUCUACCCAAUAUUGUAAGCAGUUUGGGGACUGGAUCAUUUGCAGGCUCCUAACACAAUGUGUACAGCACCUAACACAAUGAAUUGCACGACCAAUUGCAUAUGCCAAGACAAAUAAACCAAUAAAACCAUCACAAUAUAAAUUACUAUAAAAAAAAGAAACUCUCUCCCCGCUUUUCCUGCUCUGUGGGAGGAUAACGCUGUCCCUGCCAGGCAGUAAAGGCAGCCUGGACCUUUAAGAGCAGCAGUUCCCAGUACAACUCUUCCUGGGAACUUUGGAGCAAACCAGGGUGGAAAUCCUGAGCUCGCUGGCUGAGAGGCAAAAUGAACAUUGAAGAGUAUUUCGCGAGAAUUUCUUACAACGAGUCCCAUAAGGAUGCAGACUUGCAAACCUUAACAGGCAUCUUCCAGCAUCAUAUCCAGGCAAUUCCUUUUGAAAACCUCAGCAUGCAUUGUGGGGAGACCAUUGAACUGGAUUUACAGUCUACUUACAAUAAGAUUGUGAGAAAGAAACGUGGUGGAUGGUGCCUGGAAAGCAACCACCUUUUAUUUUGGGCCUUGCAAGAAUUAGGAUACGACAUCUGUAUUCUUGGAGGAAACAGUUAUGAACCAGCAAAGGCGGCAUACACUGCUGAGAUCAAUCACAUCCUACUGAAGGUGGUGAUCAAGGGAAAUUCCUACAUAGUAGAUGCUGGUUUUGGCGGUGCCUACCAGGCGUGGCAGCCAUUGAUGUUGAUUUCUGGGAAGGAUCAACCCCAGAUGCCCGGCAUCUUCCGCUUCAUGGAAGACAACGGCACCUGGUACUUUGAGAAAGUCAAAAGGAAGCAUUACAUUCCCGAGCAAAAUGUCCCUUUCACUGAUACUCCAGAACUGGGGAAUAUUAGAAAAAUAUAUACAUUCACUCUGGAGCCACGACAUAUAAAUGACUUUCAGGAGCUAAACACAUACCUACAAGUGUCUCCAGAUAACAUACUUCAGAAGAAGUCAAUCUGCAGUCUCCAGACUGCUGAAGGGCUUUAUGGCUUAGUUGGAUGGACCUUCACUGAGAUGAAGUAUAACUACAUGGAGGACAUGGACCUGGUGCAGAUCACAACUCUUACAGAUGAAGAGGUUGAGAAGACACUGAAAGACAAAUUCAAUAUAGUGCUGGAGAACAAACUCGUGCCAGUAAACGUUCGUGGCUUGCCACCAAAUUUAGUGGAUACGAUCUAAUUCUAAUGCUGCGCUAGAUGGAUCUUUAAAUAUCCAAUAUAAAAGGUUUUAAAAUUAACAUUAAUAACAUUAAUCUGAUUUUAAAGUUGAGCUAGUCAGAUGAACACAAAACUUGGUAAAUUCAAGUACAUUGCUAAUUAACUGCAUAUACCAAUUGCAUAUUUUUUCUUAAGCUUCUCCUUCUUUAGAAACUGAGACAUCUUACUACCUCUAAUUUGCUUAUAUGGAAAUUGCCUUUUGACUCCAUAACAUUUUGUUCCACCUCUCUGGAUCUCAUUUUAUUUCAGAUAUAUUUUGUAGCAAAGGAGCUCAAACCAUUCAGAAGGAGAAGCUGUGUUACCGUUUUACACAAAAGACCUCUAACCUUUUUCAGUAUUAUUUCCAAUCUUCUUCUCAGCAGAGUUUUACAAAUUAUUCACUUCCUUUAACAGUCUGAAAUAGAAAGUUGAGCUGAAUUUGGCUUUCAAAGACUUCAUAAAAAAGAGAAAGGUUAAGAUUUUCUCAAAACAAGCCACUAUUAGGUGCUGAUUAGCUUAUGAUGAAAUAAGUUGAAAGAUUUGAGUCCUAUUCCCUUAUCAGAAAUUGACUUAAAGUGAGCUAUUUAUGCAAGGGCACUUAAAAAACCCCCGAAGCUCUCUAAUUUUGAGUGUCCAAUUUUUCUGAAUCUGAUUUUUCUAUGUCUCUGAAAUCAAAACAAAAUCUGAGAUGACACUGAGAUGAUUCAACAGUUCUUAAAAAUCAGGCUUUUGGUAUCAAAAAUGGAAACAAUCAAAGUUAGAUCAGCCUUUGCAAACUAUAAACUAUUGGGGCCUAACCUUCCUGGGAUGUCAAGCAGGCAUGACAGUAUUAUAGAUAAAACUCUUCAUAUUUAUUACAAACAGUAUUCUGCACGGAAGCUACCUUAAAGAAGUAACACUGCAGAUGCGAAAGGAAACGUAGGGAAGUUAGGUGUGGUUUCACAGCCCGUUAUGUGUAGCACAACAGCCUUACCACUUCACGAUACCCGUGGCAGGUACUGUACAGGUAGUGUCACGAAAGAGGGUGACAGAAGAGCAUCAGUCCUCGGCCAAGAAGAAGACUUUGACGCUUGUGUUAGUCAACCACAGACUGACAGGGCACCCGAUGUGCCUAAAACUCAGGUCCUUUCCCAGAUACAGUCUAAUGGCUCUUUGCCUUCCCAAAAGGGACCUCUGACUUUCCACCUCCGGCAAAUGAAGAGGAGACAUGCUUGACAGGGAGAGAAUCAAACAAACGGUCCUGCAACACUGUGAAGAUGCAGAAGGCCAAGUUUUAGAGAGGAAAUACAGUACUUUGUUCUCACAGACAACACUGUGCAAAUAAAUAUUUGUUAUGGCGUUCGUUAGGUGUGGCAGCUCCAAAAUAACUACCUGCUGCAGUGGAAGCUUUCGACAGAUUGAAAAAGUUCCUUUGUGGGCAAAGAAGGGUCAUUUUGUGCAUCCACGGAGCCUGAGGAAAGAUAGCCUGCAAUACCUUGGCAAUUCAGUGCACCCCCAAGGAAGGAGAUGACUAUCCUUCACCGCAAAGUGCUGGCCUGCAAAAUA
Molecule: messenger RNA, 3384 nt
Organism: Grus americana (Whooping crane)
Lineage: Eukaryota; Metazoa; Chordata; Aves; Gruiformes; Gruidae
Product: arylamine N-acetyltransferase, liver isozyme-like
Exons: 2
Coding region: 935-1822 (295 amino acids)
Molecular function (GO): acetyltransferase activity
Source: RefSeq, a predicted model, not a curated record